GAUUUCGAGUUGUUUUGUGUUGGAUAUAUGUAGAAACGAUUUUAAAUAUGGCAAGACCUCUUUAACUUGGAUAUAUUUGAAAUCUUUCUAGGAAACAUGCUGCCCAACAACGACAUUGGAUCCCUCCUCAGCGGCUGAACGUCGACGUUUCUUAUAGUGGGGGGAUUAUUGCUCAUCGCAUCGCAUGGGUCGCACCGACACCACAUUCAUUCAAUCUCAUGCUUAUGCGUAUCGAGUUUUGCAUAUUGGCCCCCUAUUAGUGGUGCAUGUUGUCCAUCAAAAUUAUGAAGCGCUAACCAAAAACUGUGCAACGCCGCGACCUAAAUUACGAUCGACUCACUGAGUUACAUCGGGCGAGUCCACUCAGGCCAUGUACACCAGGAGAGCUUCGGCACUCGUCGCGCUCACUUCUCUGAGACGCGCAAUUAAGGUAUGUCGGAGAAAUCCAUCCGAUUUUCGCUGCUCCGUGGAAAUCCCUAAUUUUGUUAGAAGUUUCAGAACUGCCUCUGAAUCAGCUGACGCUUACAACAAUUUUGAUGGAGGUAGCGCUGAAAACCAAUCGGGUUACGUAAAUUUCAAUCGAAAUGAUAAGUUUUAUGGUGGGAGUUUAGGUGGAGUUGAACAGAACCAAAACCCUAGUAGGGUUUAUGGCCAAACUGGGACCGAUGGAUUAAAUUUAUCCAACACGUUUGCUAAUGGCGGCGGUAGUGUUCAGAAUCAAUCGGGUUAUAGUUCUUCGAGUUUUGAUAGUCGGAAUUAUGUCCGGAACGUUGUCGGCCGUGAGGCUGACCGGAUUCCGAACAGGCAGAAUUAUUGUGGGCAUAUGGGAAAUGGUACAUUCCAGCAGAAUGUGAGCUCUAAUGGUGGAUUUUCGGAUGCAGCGCCACUAAAUCAUGGUGGAGGGCGUUUAGAGAAUUCGAGAGGAGGUUCUUAUGGUGGAAUCACGGAUAUGCCGGUGAAAAAUGGUGGGAAUUCUGGAGUUCAUCCGCAAAAUGUUGUUGGGAGUUAUUAUUCUAAUGCAGGGAACUACCAGAGAAGUUUGAGUGAAUCUCAGAGUGGAGUAGUAAUGAAUGAUUUGGCUAUGAAUGCGGGAUCAGUUGAAGUUGCUCGAGGGAGUCAAUCCACUAGCAAACUGGAUGAUCUUGAUCAACUCACAAGGGAAAGGAAGCUGAAGGAAGCAGUGGAGCUUCUGGUACUGCUUGAGAAGGAAGGGAUCCGAGUUGAGCUGCCCCAGUAUAUGGCGUUGAUCAAAGCAUGCGGUGAGAAUAAGGCUCUGGCUGAAGCCAAAUCCGUCCAUGAGCAUCUUAUGAAGUCGAUGGUUAAUCUUGAAGUCAGAAUGUAUAAUCAGAUAAUUGAGAUGUAUUCCAAAUGUGGUUCCAUGGAAGAUGCUUUUACAGUCUUUAAUCAGAUGCCUGAACGUAAUCUGACGUCUUGGGACAUUAUGAUAUCCGGGCUUGCUAAGAAUGGCCAUGGAGAAGAGUCCCUUGAAUUGUUUGCAGAGUUCAAACAAUCCGGACUGAGACCCGAUGGACAGAUGUUUCUUGGGGUGUUUUCGGCAUGUGGCGUUGUAAGUGAUGUUGUUGAAGGAAUGCUGCACUUUGAGUCCAUGAUGAACGAGUAUGGCAUUGUUCCUGCUAUGGAGCACUAUGCUGGCAUAGUAGACAUGUUGGGAUGUGCAGGAUGCUUAGAUGAAGCCUCAGAAUUUAUUCAAAAGAUGCCAGUCAAGCCAUCCGUAGCGAUAUGGGAGACCUUGAUGAAGUUCUGUAGAAUACAUGGAAACGUGGCGCUUGGUGACCAAUGUGCUGAGCUUGUUCAGCUCAUUGAUCCCUCGCGCCUGAAUGAGCAAUCGAGGGAAGGCCUCAUACCACUAAAUGCCAGUGAUAUGGAUAAAGAGAAAGAGAAGAAGAAAUCGAUUGGUCAAGGUCCCCUCGAUGUUAGGCACAGAGUCCAUGAAUACAGAGCAGGAGAUAGAUCUCAUCCCGAUAAUGAAAGAUUAUAUGGAUUGCUGAGGGCGUUGAAGCAGCAUAUGAAAGAGGCCGGAUAUAUACCGGAGAUAAAAUGUGUGCUCCAUGAUGUUGACCAAGAAACCAAGGAGGAAGCUCUUAUGGCUCAUAGCGAGAGACUCGCAGCUGCACAUGGUUUCUUGACUUCUCCAGCGCGUUCCUCCAUACGUAUAAUAAAGAACCUUCGUGUGUGCAACGAUUGCCACAAUGUAUUUAAGAUCAUCUCAAAGAUAGUCGGCAGGGAAAUUGUUGCACGAGAUAGCAAGAGAUUCCAUCAUUUUAGAGAUGGAUCAUGUAGUUGUAAUGACUUUUGGUGAAGCAGACUGCUUAAUUUUGAGGUUCUUCAGGAUUUUUACCCUAUUCUCUGUCAUACAGAUAAACUUGCGCUGUAAUUCUUCUUCUUUCAACAAGGUUGAAAAUUUUGCAGUC
This is a messenger RNA of Salvia miltiorrhiza (redroot sage), 2432 nucleotides long. RefSeq names its product pentatricopeptide repeat-containing protein At4g32450, mitochondrial-like. The transcript is spliced from 2 exons. Lineage: Eukaryota; Viridiplantae; Streptophyta; Magnoliopsida; Lamiales; Lamiaceae. Bases 371 to 2320 code for a protein of 649 amino acids. Gene Ontology annotation, biological process: RNA modification. Gene Ontology annotation, molecular function: protein binding; zinc ion binding; RNA binding. The record is from RefSeq and is a predicted model, not a curated record.